Globicephala melas (long-finned pilot whale) is the source of this 4165-nucleotide messenger RNA. RefSeq names its product GrpE like 2, mitochondrial (gene GRPEL2). Gene Ontology annotation, molecular function: protein homodimerization activity; adenyl-nucleotide exchange factor activity; protein-folding chaperone binding. Gene Ontology annotation, biological process: protein import into mitochondrial matrix; protein folding. Lineage: Eukaryota; Metazoa; Chordata; Mammalia; Artiodactyla; Delphinidae. The record is from RefSeq and is a predicted model, not a curated record. Gene Ontology annotation, cellular component: PAM complex, Tim23 associated import motor.
GUCAGCCGAGGUGGGGAACAUGGCCGUGAGGUUCCUGUGGGCGGUCCGGCGGCGGAUGCAGCCCCUCCUGGCCUCGAGUGGCGCGUCAGAUGGCAGGGGAUGGCUGCAUCCUUUCAGCACUGCCACCCAGAGAACCGCUGGUGAAGACUGCAAUUCUGAGGACCCUCCUGAUGAACUUGGGCCCUCUCUUGCAGAACGAGCCUUAAAGCUAAAAGCUGUUAAACUGGAGAAGGAAGUCCAGGAUUUAACAGUGAGAUACCAGAGAGCUAUAGCUGAUGGUGAAAAUAUAAGAAGGCGAACCCAGAGAUGUGUAGAAGAUGCCAAGAUAUUUGGAAUUCAGAGUUUCUGUAAGGAUUUGGUGGAGGUGGCAGACAUUUUGGAGAAGACUACAGAGUGUAUUUCUGAAGAAACAGAGCCUGGAGACCAGAAGCUCACUCUGGAGAAGAUCUUCCGAGGCUUGUCACUUUUAGAAACAAAGCUGAAAAGCGUGUUUGCCAAACAUGGCCUGGAGAAGAUGACACCCAUUGGUGACAAAUAUGACCCUCAUGAGCAUGAACUCAUCUGUCAUGUGCCGGCUGGUGUUGGGGUGCAGCCUGGCACUGUGGCAUUAGUAAGGCAGGAUGGCUACAAGCUUCAUGGCCGCACCAUUAGACUUGCCCAGGUGGAAGUGGCAGUGGAGUCUCAGAGAAGACUAUGAAUGGGCCCAGAGGAACUGAACGUUCUCCCGGAGUGCAGUCACCUGUGAUUCCUUUAUUUAUUAAACUAGGUUUGUAUUGUACAUGAGGUACUUCAUGUGAUCUGUUUUGGAUUUAGUCAUAUUGGCUUUAUUUCUAAGAUACUCUUUUGAUUUAAUGUGACCUGUUUGGUCUCAUCAGAAGUCUUGCCAUUGGGCAUUUGAACAAUGUGACAAGUGUUCCUGUGGCCUUAUCAAAAUACGUUUAAGAAAAUUAUUUUUAAAUUGGUACUCUGAUGACUUUCAAUCCAAAAUUUUUUUUAAAGGUGGAAAUGAGUAUAUGUUUAUGUAUUUUCAACUAAAUGUUCCUUACUAAUGGUCCCUAUAAAAGGAAUUAUAUAGAAUCUUGUAUUUGUGGGAAAAGGAGAUGGUAGGGAUUGGUUUAACAUUUGGGUGCUAAUGAUAAAGCUUUAUAGUUGUAUGAAUUUAAAUCAUUUCGGUUGAUUUUUAUGCACGUAGAUUUUCAGGACUUCCCGUUUUUAUUUUAUUUUUCUUUUAGCCAUCUUUUGUCCUUGUAGUUCCUGCCAGAUAGACUUCAUAUUCACACUCAUUGUCCCUUUUCAAAUCCCAUUUACAAGGCUAAUGGCCCAGGCAAGACUUGGAAGGCAGAGACUGGCAAGAAAUCAAGAUACCAGGUCCCUUUCAAGCAAGUAUGGCCAAGAAACCUUGUGCUUUCUUUGUUGAGUUAUCUUCAAUUUAUUUUCAGCCUCCUCCCUAGGUAUAUAAUCAUUUCAGGGAAAUUGAGGCAGCACCAACAGCUAAAGACCUAAAUUGGUCUAUAUAGGUAAUUUACCCACAACUUCUCUUUCCACCAGCCCUUAAAUCUUCUGCCACUUUGUCAGAUUUACCUUAUGAUCCUUUAUUAGAUUACGUGGGGAGGUGGUCAGGACAAAAAAAUGUUAGGUUCCCAUGAUUCCUCAUUAGUUAUGCUAGGUUUGGGGUGUUUUUUUGGGGGGGGUGGGGUACUCACAAUUCACUACCUCUCUUACAUUGACAAGCAUUAUUUCCUAGUUUUUGUGUCUGUCUUAUGUCACAUGUGUAAACAUCUAGCUCCCCUUUUAUGUACUGACCUCCUAGAGUUAAUGAGCCUAUGUGUAUAUUUUUUAUUUCAGUCUUGCUUAUAGAUAGUGUUCUGUAAAAAAUUUAUUCAAUAAAUGAGUUAGUGAAAGAAUGAGAUAUAUAUAUAGAUAGAUAUCUAUAUAUCUAUAUAUAUAUCAAUUGGACAUUAGAAAGGAGGUCAUAUGGUUAUUUUAGUAUUAGAAGCAGCCUUCAUGGUGAUCUAAUCUCACUCCUUCAGCUUCUUCUGAAGUAUGAAAACAUAGUCCUUUUAGGACUAGACUCAAAGAAAAAAAAAAUCUCUAAAACUAGUAAACUAAAUUUUAGUGAGAACUUAAGAAACAACUAGAUAUUAACUUCAGUCAUUUAAGAUUCAACAGUUCUAUAAGAAACAUGCAAAUAUGUCCCCAGCAGAGAAUUAAAUGUUGUUAGGUGUCCAGAUUGCCCAGGUUUAGGUUUAAGUUACUUACACAUAAAAUAAAUCCAUUCCUACUAGAACUCUAUGACCCCAUUCUGUGGGGUGGUGAAAGUUAUCCUCUUAGACAUCAUAGAUAGUUCUAGCAUACUACACAAGCAUGUAUCAACAAAGCAUCCCCCAAUGGGUCCUACCACCUCCACCAGAUUUAGACACUUAAACAAAUACAUGCUUCUAAGAUGCAAGCAAAAGACUGUUGGUGAGAUUUUAAAACCAGAACCUCUUUUGUCAUUCCACUAAGUACAUACUGUAAAUAUAAUGAGCAGUCAGAUUUCACAAUAGGAAUUUGUCUUUUUUUGCCUUCAUUCCUUUGAGAUUAACAAAUAGUGACGACAAGAAAAUGAGCCAAUUAUGAUUUCCUUUGUGUUCUUGGAUCACUAGCUAUCAUUACCAGUGAAUUAGAAUAACCAUAAUUUUAGGUGUGGAAUGUUCUGAUUACUUGAAGAGUUUUUAUUCCUUGCAACCUCCUGUUUUAGCAAGUAGACUGAGAAUAAUUUUAGAUUCUUCUACUAUUCAGUAGUUUUGCAGACUUAAAAGUAUAAAUUUAGAAGAUGGAGCUAUAACAGUGAGAAUCUCAAAAUGCUGAAGGGCUUUCACGAGCCAGUGCAGCAUAAUAGAGCGUAGUAGGCUUAGUAGGCAUCAACUUGAACAUAAUUCCCAGCCUAGUCACUUCACUCUUCUGAGCCUGCUUCCACGUUUGUAAAAUGGUUAUAAUUCUCAAAAUAUUGUGAGGAUUAAGCGAAAUGUGCAAAUUGCCUAUUACAGUAGGCCCUCAAAUAUUUAUUUUUAUUGCCUUUUAUUAUACACAUUGUUUUUCGUAUGUUUUUAUAGUUGCCUAAAGUCUAGGGGAAGGGAAAGACUGGUUAAGUGGUGCUUGACUAUAAAAAAAAAUGGUAAGCUAAUCAACCACAGUGAACUUAUUUUCCUUUUAGCUUCUGUUUUUUGUGUUUGUCUGUUUUAGCCAUAACAAGGAAAUCUACAUUUUUAGACUGGAGAAAUAAAAUUGUUUCAGUGCCCUUAAUUGUUUUCAUCUUGAUGGUAAAGUAAAAAGACGUCAUUGGCUUGCCGAUGAUAUGUGUAAGGAAGCUUUGACUCAUUUGAAGAGGGAUCUUGAUGCUUUAGUACGCGGAUUUUACGAAUCUUUUGUGGAUUUUCCUCACUGCCAUAAAGGAAUUAUUCAGUUUGAUACUGAUAUAAGCUUGUGGUGCUCUUUCAUGGCAAAGGAUUUAAUAAGUGAAGAAGGGUUCUUAAACACUAAAGCAAAAUCAAAUAAGGAAGGCUAAGGAUGAAAUAUAAUCUUCAGAAACAACUUUAAUAAAACCUUAAUUGAAAUAACUGUGUUUCACGUGUUUAGUGUCUUUGUCUGCCAGAUUCAUAUUGUGUAUUGACGUGGUCACUUCACUAAUUGCUGACCCACCUUAUUGACACUCAGUGGAGGUACCAGCAGCCCAGCCAAGUGGAGGCAGUGUGUGCAUUCCACACCUUGCCUUGGUGUUGAAGUCUUGUCUGUUCUUCUGCCUCCUUGACUUGCUUCCUUCUGAUUUCUAUGUAUUUUUUAGAUCUGGACUCCUGUUUCUGCCUUCCUCUCUGGCACUGCCUUUUCUUGUGCUCGCUUCUUGGUUCUAAUUGUCUUACCUGCUUUAAUCAUUUUCACUUGAACUGCAGGACUUCUGACCAUCCUCUCAACCAGAUUACUGGCAUGUGGCUUACUGCUUCCAUAAGCCCUUCCCAACCUUUGCCUGGCUUUUCCUUUACCUCUGCUUCUCCACUGGCUUCCACAUACCCAGCCUCCUGGCUAAGUGCCCCUCUUUGGAACCAGCCUUUCCUGUAGUUUUGGCCUUGCAUUUUCAUCAUUCUUCCAGUCUUGUCUGCAUACCCUGGCUCCAUAAUCCAUUGUUCCU